GGAUGUGAGCUGCGCGUAUUGGGAGUCGGAUGGCAAAGUGUUACAGGGGGCUUGGAGGGGACCGAGGAGACCUGCAAAAGCAUGCAAGGGACAUCGAACCUCGUAUUUCAAACGAUUUCAGAUGGAUCUGGUCAUUUGCCUAACUCAUAUGCGCAAUAAUAUUACUGGAAGUCUAUAUAGCAAAAUAAGCAGGAGGUGAGGGAUUGAAUAGCCGGAGGGAUGGCUGAAUAGCGGCGGAAGAAACACCCACAUUCGGCUCCAGUGUCGCCGAGCGGUGCAGGAGCGGCGGAGAGAAGCGGCAGGACGCGGUCACUCUCUUGGACCUUGGGAGAGGAGACAUAACUUCGCAAAUACAUGACCUGACAGGCUCGCUCAGGACAGCCAUAAUGAUGCACGUUCUGGGACUCAGGAUUAGCGCGUGGGGUCCACUCAUCUUUCUCGGUCUCACUGUGUAUUUUGCCCCAGUUCAGGGUCAAGUUUCUACUCCAAGAAGACUCCGUUUUAAAACGCUGGGAUCAGGGAAAUUAGCUGUGAUGUGGAAAGAGCCACGGGGAGAUUUCGAAAGUUACAAAAUUGUUUAUAACACAAGGCCAGGAGGACAGCAACAGGUGUUGCGCAUACAGAAGGGCGAGAGUCGAGCAAUAAUACACAAUUUUGACCCUUCUAAGGAGUAUAUAGUGAGAGUUAUUUCUUUGAAAGGAAACCAAGAGAGCAAACCGCUAAUUGGGAAAUUCUCAGCCCGAGCGCCUGAGCUUGCGGAGGUUGUGCAGCCAAAUAAGCUGACAGACAGCAGCAUCAUUGAGGACGUCAAUGAGAUCUCAGGAGAUCGCUUUGUCUGCACGACCCCAGCGAUAGCUGACAUCGUGAUCCUGGUGGACGGCUCAUGGAGCAUCGGGAGGGUCAACUUCCGGCUGGUCCGCACGUUCCUGGAGAACCUGGUCAAGGCCUUCACCGUGGGAGCUGACCAGACUCGCGUCGGACUGGCCCAGUAUAGCGGGGAUCCCAGGAUCGAAUGGAACCUGAAAACCUUCAGCACCAAGGACGCUGUGAUUGAGGCGGUGAAUAACUUGCCCUACAAGGGAGGGAACACGCUCACAGGCCUGGCGCUGACCUACAUCCUGGAGAACAGCUUCAAGCCCGAGUCUGGGGCCAGGGAUGGCGUCCCCAAAAUCGGGAUCCUGAUCACGGAUGGCAAAUCACAGGAUGACGUGCUCCUUCCGGCCCGAAGCCUGCGGGACAGCGGCGUCGAGCUCUUCGCUGUCGGUGUGAAGAACGCCGACGAGAAUGAGCUGAGGAUCAUCGCGUCAGAGCCGCACGACACCCACGUCUACAACGUGGCCGACUUCAGCAUCAUGAGCAGCAUCGUUGAGGGCCUCACCCGGACCGUGUGCGAGGGCGUCGAGCAGCAGGACAGGGAUAUCAGACAAUCCGGGAAACCAACCGCGGGGCCUCCCCAGGACCUGAUCACGUCUGAGGUCACCUCACAUAGUUUUCGUGUGAGCUGGACUCACGCCCCCGGGGCAGUAUCGAAAUACCGCGUGGUGUACUACUCUAACGACGGAGGAGCCCCCCAGGAGGUGCUGGUGAGCGGCAGUGAGGACACCGUGCGGCUGGAGAACCUGAAUGCCCACACGGAGUACCAGCUCGCCGUCUUCGCCGUCUACCCCACCACGUUCAGCGACGCCCUGCGGGGCAGCGAGACCACAUUGGCCCUGUCAGUGGCGAGCGACCUUGAGUUGUAUGACGUGACGCACAACAGCAUGCGGGCCCGCUGGGCUGAGGCUCCCGGGGCUUCUGGGUACGUGGUGGUCUACGCCCCCCUGGACAGGCCCGGCUCCCAGCACGAAAGGGAGAUCCGAGUAGUGGAAUCUGUGACAGACAUCCCACUGGAAGACCUUACCCCUGACACGGAGUACAUUGUGACCGUGUACACCAUGCAUGGGGAAGAGACCAGCGACCCCGUGACAAACCAGGAGACUACCUUGCCUCUGAGCCCUCCUCGCAAUCUGCGGUUCCGGGACAUCGACCACAGCUCUGCCGUGCUGUUCUGGGAGCCGCCGACCGACAAGGUCACGGGUUACGUCAUCACGCAUGUCACGUCCACCGGAGCCCGGAUCAACAUGACGAAGGUGGGGAAGGUUGUCUCGGUGACGCUGAGGAACCUGACAUCCAGCACCGGCUACACAGUGGCCGUCACCGCUGUUUACGACGAAGACCAGUCUGAGCCCGUCACUGGCACCUUCACCACCAAGCCGGUUCCCGCGCCUCGCAGCAUCAGGACCAGUGAGGUGUCCAUGGAGGGUUUCCGGGUCAGCUGGCAGCGUGCAGCGGAUGAUGUCAUGUUCUACAAGCUGUCCUGGAGGCCCGCUGCCGGUGGGCAAAAGAAACAGACGUUGAUCUUGGGCGACUAUGACAGCACCCUGCUGGCGCACCUGGAGCCGGGCACGCGGUACGAGGUGGCGCUGUCUGCGGUCUACGCGGGCAAUGUGGAGAGCCGGGCUGUGACGGCGCUGGAGACCACACUGACAAGAGGCUCCACUGCCCCUUCACCUACCCCCUCAGUGCCGCGGGUCGGCGUGAGAAACCUGCGCAUGGACCGCGAGACCCCAGACAGCCUGAGGGCAUCCUGGGACCCUCACAUGCUCGGCGUCAGCCAGUUCCGGGUGUCGUACGGCCCCGUGAAGGGCGACUGGGAUGAGGAGGAGGUGUUUGUGUCCGGCCAAGAGAACAGCGUCAUCCUGGAACAGCUGGGGCCAGACACAGAGUACAAGGUGACAGUCACUCCCAUCUACGCUGCUGGAGAUGGGACCAGCGCGUCCUCUGUGGGCCACACGUUGCCCCUCGCUGCACCCACAAACCUGAGAGUGUCUGAGGAAUGGUUCAAUCGCUUCCGUGUCACUUGGCAUCCUCCCUCGAACCCCACCGCAGGCUACCGGGUCAUUUACCAGCCCAUCUCCGUCCCGGGACCAGCCCUGGAGACCUUCGUUGGGGACGACGUCAACACUCUCGUCAUCAUGAACCUGCAGAGUGACACCGAAUACAGUGUCAGUGUCGUCGCCACCUACAGGACAGGCGCCAGCAUGGCACUCACUGGCAAAGCCAAGACACUGUAUCUGGGAGUGGCAAACCUGAACACCUACCAAACACAGAGCACCAGCAUGUGUGCUCAGUGGCGCCCCCUCCAGCACGCCUCUCUCUACAGGGUGGUCAUCGAGUCCCUGCACAACGGACAGAAGCAGGAAGUGAGCCUAGGGGGAGGAGCUUCUGGACGCUGCUUCCAAGGUCUGUCUCCCAACACCCCAUACAAGAUCAGCGUCUAUGCCCAGUAUCAGGGCAUGGAGGGUCCUGCAGUGACCGCCAUGGACAAAACACGUCCUGCUCCUACCCCACCCCCCACUGAGCCCCCGACAACGCCCCCCAUCCCAACGAUCCCUCCCGCCAAAGAAGUGUGUAAAGGGGCAAAAGCAGACCUGGCUUUCCUGGUGGACGGCUCCUGGAGCAUCGGAGACGACAACUUCCAGAAAAUCAUCCGCUUCCUGUACAGCACCCUCGGUGCCCUUGACAAGAUCGGACCGGCCGGCACUCAGGUCGCCAUCGCACAGUUCAGCGACGACGCCAGGACCGAAUUCAAGCUCACCUCUUACGAGGACAAGGAAACCCUGCUGGACGCCAUUCAGCACAUCUCAUACAAGGGGGGGAACACCAAGACAGGAAAGGCUAUUAGGCACGUGAAGGAUGCCAUCUUCACGACAGAAGGCGGGGCUAGGAGGGGCAUCCCCAGAGUGCUGGUGGUGCUCACCGAUGGCCGCUCCCAGGAUGACGUCAACAAGGUGUCCAAGGAGAUGCAGAUGGACGGCUACAUCAUCUUUGCCAUCGGCUUUGCGGACGCCGACUAUGGGGAACUCGUGAAUAUCGCCAGCAAGCCCAGUGACAGGCACGUCUUCUUCGUGGACGACCUGGACGCCUUCCAGAAGAUCGAGGAGGACCUGAUAACGCUGGUCUGUGAGGCUGCUUCAGCCACCUGUCCAUCUGUCCUGAUGAGUGGUAACACUUUGGCGGGCUUCAGGAUGAUGGAGAUGUUUGGCCUGGUGGAGAAGCAGUACAGCAGUGUCAACGGCGUCUCGAUGGAACCAGGAACGUUUAACAGCUUUCCCUGCUAUAGGCUGCACAAAGACGCUCUGCUAUCCCAGCCCACAAAGUACCUGCAUCCCGAAGGCCUGCCCUCAGAUUACACCAUCACACUGUUGUUUCGCAUUCUGCCUGAAACCCCUCUGGAGCCCUUUGCAUUGUGGGAGAUCCUGAACCAAAAGAACGAACCCCUUGUGGGCGUCAUUCUCGACAACAGUGACAAGACCCUGACGUUUUUCUACCAUGAUCACCAAGGCGACUCCCAGACCGUGAUGUUCGAGGGCCCUGAAAUAAAAAAAGUCUUCCACGGAAGUUUCCACAAGCUGCACCUGGCUGUCAGUCAGACCAAUGUGAAGGUGGUCAUCGAUUGCAAGAUUGCUGCGGAGAAAGGCAUCGGUGCCGCGGGGAACAUCACCACGGACGGCGUGGAGGUGCUGGGCAGGACGGUUCGCUCCCGUGGGAAGCGGGACAGCUCCGCCCCGUUCCAGCUUCAGAUGUUCGACAUCGUCUGCAGCACCUCCUGGCCCAGCCGAGACAAGUGCUGCGAGUUGCCAGGCCUGAGGGUGGAGGCAGACUGCCCAGCCAUGCCUCACGCGUGUACCUGCUCCCAGGACAGCAAAGGUCCUCCUGGGCCCUCUGGACCUCCGGGUGGACCUGGACAGCGCGGCACGAAGGGAGAUCGAGGGGAACGGGGGCUUGUGGGGCCUCCGGGACCCUUAGGAGAGAUGGGGACCCCCGGCCCUCAGGGACCCCCUGGUCCCCAGGGGAUCAGCGGAAUGUCCAUCCAGGGGCCCCCGGGUGAUCCUGGGGCCAAAGGAGAAAAGGGAGAAGUGGGUCUGCAGGGGCCGCAGGGUGUCCCUGGACCUUCUGGGGUUUCGGGACGAGACGGCCCAAGCGGACAAAGGUUUGCGUGGGAUGCCAGACAGGGCCUGUCAGGGAAAGAUGGCCCUCCGGGACAACAGGGCCCCCCAGGUCUGAUGGGUUCCCCUGGAGCUCCUGGAUCACCUGGAUCACCUGGAUCCCCAGGAUCGCUGGGUGAUCAGGGACCACCGGGUCCUGCUGGCACUAAAGGUGAAAAGGGGGACCGGGGUGACAUGCAGUCUCAGGCUGUUGUUCGGUCAAUCGCACGGCAGGUCUGUGAGCAGCUGAUUCAGAGUCACAUGGCGCGCUACACCUCCGCUCUCAACCACAUUCCUAGCCAGGCCAUCUCGGUCCGGGCCAUUCCGGGACCCCCUGGUGAGCCAGGCCGGAGAGGCCCCCCAGGCCCCCAGGGUGAACAGGGGCCUUCUGGCAGAUCCGGGUUCCCUGGGAGCAACGGGCAAAAUGGUCAACCAGGAGACAGAGGUUUACCAGGGGAGAAGGGCAGUCCGGGAAUAGGCAGUCAAGGCCCCAGAGGGCCACAGGGCCCCCCAGGACCCCCAGGAGAAGGGAGACUGGGGAGCCAGGGCCCUGUUGGAAGACCUGGCAACCCGGGAACUCAGGGCCGGCCAGGCAUGCCGGGUCCUACUGGUCCUGCCGGUCCGCCUGGGUACUGCGACCAGAACUCGUGCCUGGGUUACAACAUCGGCGUACAAUUGGCAUCCAACUCCUACCAAACCUAUGAGCCCGAGGGCAAUUAUGACGAGGAAGAGGAAGAGGAUUACCAGGGCUACGGCGGCGAGCCGGCUCACUACUACCAGCCCGGAGGUGCCCCAGCCCACCCCGCGUCCAUCCCGUCCGAUGACACCGCCGUCGAGCUGCAAUCCCCCGGGAUACAACGUUUCUCCAGGAGCACGACCGGGAGGAAGACGGCCGCGAACCACAAGCAGCCACGGCCACCAGAGGGAGCCGCUCCGGAGUCAGAUACCCUCAGCUGAUGUGCUGGAAUCUGCCGAUGGCACCAGGACCACCACGCGAUUACGAAACCUCACUCUCCCCCACCCCCCUACCACCUUCUGAGGGGUCUUGGGCGCUGUUAUCAAGACCGAAUCCCAAAAGUGCCUGAUAUCUUUAUGUAUAUGCUUUUUCUUUCCUUGGGGGGCGGGGUGGGGGAGGGAAGAGUGGGUAAAUUGAUGGGGAGACGUCACAUUUUAAUAUAUCGGAGCGUGUUGCAUGUAACCUGAGAGUGAGCCGGAAGGUUUACCGCGAAGCAUAACCGGCUUGUGAUUGUUCAUGUGCAGCUCUCUCCUGAAUGACCAUCUUCAGCAUCAUUACGAGCAUUUGCACAGGCACGGUUUGCUAGUUUAUCCUUCACCUCUUUUCCUUCAUCCUGUCUUUCAGCGUUCGUUUUUUUUUCCCGUUCCACUCACCUUUCAGCAUUCUCUAACUGCUUAUUUAUUUGGAAAGCUUCACACAAAACCCCACUGUAAAUCAGUACUUUUUUUUUAAGGUGCCAAUAGAGUUUAAGUUAUUUGUGGUGCCACAUUUUAAAUGUACUUUAAAAUAUGGUAAAACUUUGGGAACCAAAUGUACUCAUUUCAUAAAAACAGCUAAAUACAAAAAAAAAAAAGACUGCCAGCCUAGUGUUUGUCCUCCACGCAUUUGAGAGAAAUGGCGUCCAAAUGUGACAUGUUGAGUCUUAAAAAGUCCUGAGAACAACAUGCACCAUCUGCGGUCGAGUGGAUGCAGGCAAGGUGCCAGGCCGAGCGACACAGGACCCCGAAGAACUGCUUUCCUACCUUCUUGUGGGAGCUUUUCACUGUGGAACGGUUGGUUUUCCCAACGUGUGAAAGGGAUGCCGGAGUUUCUCCACCUUCGGACCGAGGAAGUAAUUUAUUUUUACUUUAUCAUAUGUUUUGUAACCAAUAAAACUAAGGUAUGACCACAA
Paramormyrops kingsleyae is the source of this 6934-nucleotide messenger RNA. RefSeq names its product collagen, type XIV, alpha 1a (gene col14a1a). The record is from RefSeq and is a predicted model, not a curated record. Gene Ontology annotation, molecular function: protein binding. NCBI's taxonomy places the organism in Eukaryota, Metazoa, Chordata, Actinopteri, Osteoglossiformes, Mormyridae. Gene Ontology annotation, cellular component: interstitial matrix.